GACUUUGGACCCGCGUCACUCUCCUCUCCUCUGCGUUUUCUUCGCCACUUGCUGCCGAGCCUCCGCUCGUCUCUCUCUCUCUACACUUGUGGUCAACAUGGUCCACUUUGCCCCCCUGGAUGUGCCCCUGCGCAGGAGACUGCAGACAGCCACGGUGCUGCAGUGGGUCUACUCUUUUCUUGGCCUGGCACCCACCUGCAUCUUCCUCUUCUUUUACCUGCUGUUCACUCGCUUCUGGCUCAUCAGUGUGUUGUACGCCAUCUGGUGGUUCUUUGACUACGACACUCCAGCACAUGGAGGCCGCAGGGUGCCUGCCUUGUGUGGACUCAAAGUUUGGGAUUACAUGCGGGAUUAUUUCCCCAUCAAGCUGGUGAAGACAGUUGACUUGGAUCCAAGGCAGAACUACGUCUUAGGCUUCCAUCCUCAUGGCAUCCUGGUGGCGGGAGCGUUCACCAACUUCUGCACUUACGCCACAGGGUUCAAUCAGCUGUUUCCUGGCCUCACCAGCUACCUGCUCAUGUUGCCCCUUUGGUUCAGAGCCCCGUUCUUCAGAGACUACAUCAUGUGUGCAGGUCUGAUUCCGUCAGACAAAGAAAGCGCCAGCUAUCCACUCCGCCAAAGGGGAGGAGGGAACGCUGUCGUCAUAGCUGUUGGUGGAGCCCCGGAGGCUCUUGAUGCACAUCCUGGGAGUUAUAAGGUGAUGCUGGCCAGCAGGAAAGGCUUCAUCAAGAUGGCCAUAGAAAAUGGGGCUCAUCUGGUGCCAGUGUUCUCCUUUGGGGAGAAUGAAGUGUUUGAUCAGGUGGAAAACCCACGAGGAACCUGGCUCCGGUGGAUACAGGAGCGGCUACAAAGACUCAUGGGCGUCUCCCUGCCGCUCUUCCACGCACGUGGCAUCUUCCAGUACUCCUUUGGUCUCAUGCCCUACAGGAGACCCAUCAAUACAGUCGUGGGAAGGCCGAUCAGGGUGGAGAGGAUCAAAAAGCCAACGACCGAGGAGCUCGACACGAUGCACCAGCUCUAUAUGGAAGAACUCAGUAAUCUGUUUGAGGAGCACAAAUGCAACUAUGGAGUGGACAAGGACACUCACCUGGUCUUUGUCUAAACUGGACUGAGGAUGGAGGCGACAUAUUUAUUUCUGAAGCUCCUCUGCUGGAAAUGUUCAGAAAAUGGUCCAUUUUGAUUGAGCGCCGGUGUUUGAUCGUAAAAUUGUCUCGGUUAUUGAUCAUGAACGGAAUGAUUCCACUCACUGAGUCUUCACUCAGGCUGCUGCUGUGUGUGUGUGUGUGUGUGUGUGGACGUAAGGGACAAAAGGGACAAACGAAUGACA
Molecule: messenger RNA, 1327 nt
Organism: Solea solea (common sole)
Lineage: Eukaryota; Metazoa; Chordata; Actinopteri; Pleuronectiformes; Soleidae
Gene: mogat2
Product: monoacylglycerol O-acyltransferase 2
Exons: 6
Coding region: 98-1102 (334 amino acids)
Biological process (GO): triglyceride biosynthetic process; diacylglycerol biosynthetic process
Cellular component (GO): endoplasmic reticulum membrane
Molecular function (GO): diacylglycerol O-acyltransferase activity; 2-acylglycerol O-acyltransferase activity
Source: RefSeq, a predicted model, not a curated record